AAUUAUUAAGAUUAUGUCACAAACUGUGAAAGAUACCAUAACACCUAGUUACCACUUACUUUAUUAAUGUUAAUCUUCCUCAUCUUUUUUGUUUUCUUCAAUGCCCCCACACCUCUUGUUUCUAUGCAAAACCUGUUUAUGUUUCUCUGUUCUCUGUAUGCUCACUGCACGUUUUCUGUUCUUGUCUGCACUGUCACUGUCUUCAGCCACACCAAGAGUCCCUCUCUUGCACUUGCACACCAAUCUUUACACACACACUCUCUCUCUCUCUCUUUCUAACCAGCAUUGGAGCCUUGAAAGCAUGGAACUUUCCUUAACCUGUUCCAUAACUUGAAACUUCUAGAAUAAUGCAUUAAUGGGGUUGCAAGCAAACGUCACCUAAUCCAUUUCUCAAUUUUUUUUAUACCCUCCAACUUCUCUUUCUUUGUUUUGUUUUUGUUUUAUUUAUAUAUGCACUAUUCUUCUAGCAGAAGAGGUGCUUAGCUUUGAGGUUUGAAAAAUUUUGUUUUUUUUCUCUCUUCAAAAAUGUCAAGUCUACAGUUGUGUCAUGUGGUGGAUUUGGAGCAAGGGAGUCUCAGUCACCACCGUUCUGUGAGUGGCAGUGACAUGAGCAUGUGCUUUUCUGAUGCUGAGAAUGGUUCAUGCUAUUCCCAUUUCUAUUCAACAAAUGGUGACCCUUAUGAUGAUUACACCAUUGGUUGUGUUUCUGAUGCUGAGGAUUCAAGGAAGGCUUCUUCUGUCACUGAUUGUUCAGUGGAGGUGGAAAUUGAAAGUGGGGUUCCUGAAAUUAAGGUGCAUUUGGCCAAAGUGGAGAGGGAUUGCAGAAUUUGCCAUCUUGGUUUGGAGAGUGAUAGUCAAGAAGAGUCUGGAGUUCCCAUUGAAUUGGGCUGUUCUUGUAAGGAUGAUUUGGGUGCUGCUCACAAGAACUGUGCUGAGGCCUGGUUCAAGAUUAAGGGGAAUAGGACAUGUGAAAUAUGUCAUUCAGUUGCACGGAACGUUUGUGGGGCAAAUGAGGAGACAACACAGACAUCGAGUGACAGCAACAAUGCUAAUAAUGCAGCAUCCACAAUCUCAACAUCAGCAGAACCUCGAAGAUUUUGGCAAGGCCAUCGUUUCCUGAAUUUUCUGCUUGCUUGUAUAGUUUUUGCGUUUGUCAUAUCGUGGCUUUUUCACUUCAAUAUGCCCUCGUCGUAAUUUUCUAAAGCAAAUAUUAUAUAUAGCUUUUUUCAUUUUAAAUAUAAUUUAAAGAAAAUGAAAUCUAGUUUAAUGUGGGAGGCGGUGAAGAGAAAGAGGGAAAAAUAGAAAGGAGAAACCAAAAUCUAAAAUCCAUAGAGAAUUGUUUCCUAGAGAGAACUAAUGUUCAUACAUUUUAAGGCCUUACUGGGGCUAUGUAAGUAGGCAUUAUAUCAUUCAUCCUUGCCUCUAUGCAAGUCAACAGUUUGUGACUUAGUCAUUUAUGUUGUGCGGUCUUCUUUAAUAUUGGGUCUUUCUUUAUAGUGAUUUCUUAUUGAGACAAAGGUAUAUAGCAGGGAGCUUGUCUCAUGUCUAUAAUGUUUAGAAAAAAAAAUUCCCCCUAUUACUCUAUUUUGCAAAAUCAAUGUGAUUUUGGAUAAAUACUUAAUGUACUUUAAAAGAGUUUUUUUUAGUAAGUU
Molecule: messenger RNA, 1652 nt
Organism: Glycine soja
Lineage: Eukaryota; Viridiplantae; Streptophyta; Magnoliopsida; Fabales; Fabaceae
Exons: 2
Coding region: 526-1194 (222 amino acids)
Molecular function (GO): zinc ion binding
Source: RefSeq, a predicted model, not a curated record